AUGGGUUUCAACACAUACAACCCUGCAGCAUGCACAAUCAAUCAGACCUUCGUUCGAGACUCCAUAAACGCCUUUGCAGACAAAGGAUUUGGUGCAGCUGGCUACAAUAUCUUUGGUCUGGACUGUGGAUGGCAGGGCACUCAGCGCCAGUCCAACGGAUCUAUCACCUAUGAUGCUGGUGCUUUCCCUGAUGGCAUUUUGCCUCUCAGCAAAUUGGCGAACAGCAAAGGCUUUAAAUGGGGCAUGUACACCGACCAAGGUGUGAACGCUUGCGACACAGGAGUUGACCGACCUGGGUCCUUGAAUCAUGAGAAGCAGGACGCUGCCCAACUGGCAGGAUGGAAUGUCGCAUAUAUGAAGGUCGACAACUGCUACAUCACCGCUGGUGACAACGCCCCCAAAGAUCCCAGAACAGACUUUCCUUCUCGUUACGGAGCUUUCUCCAACGCCAUCCAACAAGUCGGCAUCAAGGGCAUGCUUGUUUGCCAAUGGGGAACGCCUUACUCAAGCCCCAGCGGUCUACAAGGUCCUGCUGAGUGGACCCCUCCGCUCUCGACAUCUUUCCGUGUCAGCGACGAUAUCACUCAGGGUUGGGCGAGUGUCUCUCGCAUCUACAACGAGGCGAUUAAUGUCAAUUUGAGAGGACUGAACGGACCCGGCCACUUCUCCGAUAUGGAUCUACUGGAGGUCGGUGAACCUGGCAUGACGACUGAUGAGCAAGCAUCUCAUUUCGCCAUCUGGGCCAUGUUCAAGAGCCCUCUAAUGGUCUCCACAAGGAUUUCGACCAUGUCAAGCUCAACCCAGGCGAUCUUACAGAACAAGGGUUUGAUUGCAAUCAAUCAAGACUCUCUUGGCCAGCCUGUCGUCCUGACUCAGCGCUUCACUGGGGACAACGAUCAAUUCGCCGGACCUCUCGCCAAUGGUGAUGUCGCAGUGCUUCUCGUCGAUCUUAGCAACACCAAGCGGACUCUGGGCAUCAACUUUUCUGCCCUGAACAUUUCUUCCGCCACAGUCACCGAUCUCUGGACUGGCAAAGUAGUUUCGAACGCAAACAACUACUUCACCACCGUCAACGGCCACGGUUCAGUUGCUUUACGUUUGAGCAAUGUCAAGAAGUCUACUCCCGCAGCUCCCAAGCUGAACUACUACGAGGCCGAGGCUGGGCAGUUCGCCGGCAGCGCAGGUGUCGCAUCUUGCUCUGGAUGCUCCGGCGGCAAGAAGGUCGGCAACGUCGGUAAUGGCAACGGAAACACACUCACCUUCAGUGGUAUCCGCACAAGCCAGGCGACCCAAGAUGUCCGAUUCGACUAUAUCGAUUGCGAGAUUGGCUAUGCUUUUAGUGGAGGAUAUGGUAACGUUAGAGGUGCGAGCAUCAGUGUCAACGGUGGUGCUGCACAAUCCGUCAGCUUCCCUUUGACCGGCUACAACUGGGACAAGGAUGUCACGAAGGGAUUCUUGGUCAGACUUUCGGGCUUCAAGACUUCAGGUGACAACACGAUCACUAUCUCGGGACUGUCAAGUGUGUCACCGUAUGCUCCCGACUUUGAUAGAAUUGGUGUAGUGGCUUAG
Molecule: messenger RNA, 1569 nt
Organism: Aureobasidium pullulans EXF-150
Lineage: Eukaryota; Fungi; Ascomycota; Dothideomycetes; Dothideales; Saccotheciaceae
Product: putative alpha-galactosidase
Exons: 2
Coding region: 1-1569 (522 amino acids)
Biological process (GO): carbohydrate metabolic process
Molecular function (GO): hydrolase activity, hydrolyzing O-glycosyl compounds; carbohydrate binding
Source: RefSeq, a predicted model, not a curated record